Molecule: messenger RNA, 3900 nt
Organism: Vidua chalybeata
Lineage: Eukaryota; Metazoa; Chordata; Aves; Passeriformes; Viduidae
Gene: VPS26B
Product: VPS26 retromer complex component B
Exons: 6
Coding region: 87-1097 (336 amino acids)
Biological process (GO): retrograde transport, endosome to Golgi; intracellular protein transport
Cellular component (GO): endosome; retromer complex
Source: RefSeq, a predicted model, not a curated record
CCGCCCCGCGCAGCCCCGCCCCGGCCGCGAUCCGCCAGCGGGGCCGCGGGGUCCGCCCGCGCCGCCCCGCGCCGCAUCCCGGGACCAUGAGCUUCUUCGGGUUCGGGCAGAGCCCGGAGCUGGAGCUGGUGCUGAGCGACGCCGAGAGCCGGCGGCGGGUGGAGCACAAGACGGAGGAAGGCAAGAAGGAGAAAUACUUCCUCUUCUACGACGGCGAGACCGUGUCGGGGCGGGUGGUCCUCACCCUCAAGAACCCAAACAAGCGACUGGAGCACCAGGGCAUCAAAGUGGAGUUCAUCGGGCAGAUCGAACUCUACUAUGACCGAGGGAACCACCACGAAUUCGUGUCCCUGGUGAAGGACCUGGCCCGGCCUGGGGAAUUCACUCAAUCUCAAACAUUUGACUUUGAGUUCACACACGUGGAGAAACCUUACGAGUCCUACACCGGGCAGAAUGUGAAGCUACGGUAUUUCCUCCGUGCCACCGUGAGCCGCAGGCUGAACGACGUGGUCAAGGAGAUGGACAUCGUUGUGCACACCCUGAGCACCUACCCCGAGCUCAACUCCUCCAUCAAGAUGGAAGUGGGCAUCGAGGACUGCCUGCACAUCGAGUUCGAGUACAACAAGUCCAAGUACCAUUUAAAAGAUGUGAUUGUGGGGAAGAUCUACUUCCUGCUGGUGCGGAUCAAGAUCAAGCACAUGGAGAUAGACAUCAUCAAGAGGGAGACGACGGGCACGGGGCCCAACGUGUACCACGAGAACGACACCAUAGCCAAGUACGAGAUCAUGGAUGGGGCACCUGUGAGAGGGGAGUCCAUUCCCAUCAGGCUCUUUCUGGCUGGCUACGAGCUGACUCCAACCAUGAGGGACAUCAACAAGAAGUUCUCUGUGCGUUAUUACCUCAAUCUGGUGCUGAUCGAUGAGGAGGAGAGACGCUACUUCAAACAGCAGGAGGUGGUGCUGUGGAGGAAAGGGGACAUCGUGAGGAAGAGCAUGUCCCACCAAGCUGCCAUCGCGUCGCAGCGCUUCGAGGGGACGUCCUCGCACGGCGAGGCCAAGCCCCCCGGGCAGCCCCCCGAGAACAACGGCCGGCAGUGAGGCCGGGGGGCGCCGGGAGCCCCCCCAGCACAGCGGCACCGACAGGAGACGCUCAGAGACUUCACAGAAAUAAAUACCCGGUUUUGACUUCAUUCCUUUCUUCGAAGGACUGGCGGGGUGGGAUGGGGCGGGAGGGCUCGGCCAGCUGGAGCUGGAGGUGCCACGGCGCUUCCCAAUCCAUCCGUUCCUCCGGAGGCCGGGCCCGGCUGAUGGAGGCAAUGCCCGGGGGCUGCGGGGCUGCCUGAUCUCCUCUGUGCCCCCAGAGCCUCGGCCUGGCAGGGAAGGAGAGAGCAAGUGAAGGCCCAGGCUGCCGUGUGGAGGGUGCUUUGGGGCUCUGUAGGAUGGAUGUUUUUCUUGCCUUUCCGAAAUCUUGCCUGGGGAAGACGGCCCGGUGACGAGCUGGAUGCUGGAGGAGGGAUCAGAGACUGCGGCGUGGCCUGCUGGAAAUCUUGUGGUGUCAUCCCCUCGCUGCUUCCCCUUCUUCCUCUUCGUGCUGGCGUUGGAUUCCUUGCCACAGGCAGUUGGAUGCUGGAGGUGACUCAGCCCUGGGACUGCCACCCAGCCACGUGGAGCACGGGCAGGGCCGUGCUGUGUCCCACCAGGAGCUGUGGCUGGUAGGAGGGAGUGAGAUGUGGCUACAGGAGGAGGUGGCAUGGGGUGGGCAGAGCGGUGACGGUCCCAGUGCUGCUGGGUGGGCAACAAGUUGGGGCAGGAAGGCUCCUGGCCACGAGCUGUGCCUUCCUAGUCUUGUCCCAAGAUCCACACUCUGGCUGCUGCUCUCGUGCAGCUCCCAGGUGCUGCUGCAGGAAGGUGUAGAGAGCAGCUCUGGAGCUCUUGGGGGCUCUCCUGUGGAUGGAUUUACUGCCCUGCCCGUGUCUGUGUCCUCGGGACAGCAGGCUUUGUGUGGGGAUGGACAGCAGUGUGGGGACACGAGCGUGUGGUCUGGUUUGCUGCCUCGUGCCUGUGGGAUGAGGGUUAGUGGGGACAGAAGGUGGAUGCAGUUGGUGUGGGAGGCUCAAACAGGCCCGUGGGGGCUGCUGGAAGGAGCCAAGCAGCACCUGGAAGGGUGGCAGAGCUCUGAUUCCAGAGACACAUUCCUGAGGCCUGAACUGAAGUCACCAGCGAGGUCUGGUGAGCAUGCAGUGAAGGGAGAACCUGAAUGUGGGUUUUCUUUUUUAAAAUAAGCUGCUUUUAGCCUUCAGCUAAGUAGACUCAUGAGAACAUUCCCAGAAGGAAGUCACUCCUCCAUUAAAAAUCAGAUGUGGCUUUGUAGAUUUGAUUGACUGGGUUUGGAGAAUGUCCAUCCUGUCCAGCUGCCCUUCACCAAGCAGGGGGUGAGACCUCCUACCCGAGGGGGAGACCAGCCUGCACUGAGUGCUGGGAUAUGAGCUCUGUCAAGUGGGAUUUGUCUGGAUUUCCCUGAGUUUGUGGCUCGCUAGUUUGUCCAGCUUCCUUUUGGCUCUGGAAUCAAGCUUCUCUGUCCUACAGCUGAACGUAGAGCAGGUGUCCUGCAGCUGGGAAUUGGAAGUUUCUGCUUUGUUCAGUGCAGUGCUGGUGGAGGGAGUGGGGCUGGGGUGGGAAGGGGAGCUUUUUCUGUAAUGACAGCUACUGUAUUUCAGUGAUAAAUGUGUGUUUCUGCUUGCCAAAGUAAGUUAUCUUUCCCUCACCACGUGUAAGGUUGUGGUUUUUAGUAGAGCUGGCCAGUCUCACUCUGUAGAGGACACUAAUGCUCUCAUCUCUGCUGAAUGCUCGUGUCACCCCCUGGUGCUGCUGUGCCCCACUGACGACGUGGCUUGCUUGUCCCCCCACGGGGAGCCUGUGCCACGGGCUGGGGCCGUGUCUUGCCAAGGCUGGAGCAAGAGCUCGCUGCAGACAACAACCAGCGAGGGCUGGGGGCCUCUGCCAUGGCAAAGGACCCUGGAUGUCACUUGGGACACUCCUCCCUCCCCCCCUCGGGGGGGACUGGCUGUGCUGCAGCCAGGCACAAUCCUCUAGGGACAAGUGAGGCUCCUUUGGGAGCUCCUGGGGAUAGCAAACUGUUCUUCAAUGGCCGAGCUGAGCACAGCAGUGCCCUUGCAAUCUUCUUAAGCUUUCCUUCAGCUCCCUCCUUGCCUUUAUUCCUUUAUUCCCUUUAUUCCCCUGGAUUGUAGGCCGUGUGGUAGGAAAGAAGCCCCCUGGAUGGAGAUGCCUCUGCAUUCCAGGAGUUUUUUUUCUCCUGCCUGGCUGGGUGUGAGAUCAUUGCCUGGGGCUGUAAGGAGAUGGCUGUUCAACAGCUGUUCAUCAUUCCUGGAGGGUUCCUUAGGAAAAGGUGCAUGAGCCUGUACAUUGAUUUGGGAGAUUUUUCCUACCUUGUCCCCUCUCCCCCGUGUCCCUGCGUGCGGAACCAGAAUUCAGAAAUGUCCCCAUUUUUACUGACUCUGAUGGACCAUUCAGCCUGUUAGCCACUGGGCCCUGUUUGUCUGGGGUGGAGCAGAUGUGCUGAGCAUCCUUAGAGAGAAGCUGGGGGCACUGCAGGACAAGGUACUCUAGAGCAGUGUUUUGUUGGCAUGUCAAGGGGCAGAUGCAGCUCGAGCAGUUCUGUCCCCCUGAGCUGGUGGUUCUGUGCUGUACUUGGGUCAUUCCCUCCCUCCCUCCCAGGCAGAGGGGAGUGGGCCAGUACCAAACCAAGCAGUGCAAGUUGUAAUUAAGCCUCUGCUGUGUUUACAUGUUUCUUAAUUCGUUGUCUUUUCAAUGGCUGUAUUUUAAAACUUGGGUUUUUUUGUCUCUCCAAUUAAAAAGAGCCAGCCCUGGCUGUCAAAUGCUG